CUCUCUCCUCUCUCUCUCUCUAUAGUAAGUAAGACAAAAGAGCAGGAAAAAGAAAAACCUCAGAUUUGGUUUCAAGCAACAGCGUCCCAAGAAUAAAACUAAAGCAUUUUGUUAGUUUUUGCACGAGAUGCAAUUUUGUAACUCGUCCCUUUAAUACUCACUCAAUGCAUCUCAAAAGUUGCUCGCCAGUAAUUUCCCCAAGUAAUUCUCUGUCUCUUCAGUUCCACUCUGCACACAACUGAAACAGAACACCUCUCUCUCUCUCUCUCUCUCUCCCAAAUGGGCUAAAAAGACAGAGAGAAAGAAAAGCUGGCCCUUCCAUGUAUAAUGGCGACAGGUUAGAACCCACCGGCGAUUGUUGCAGUUUCGUGAAGAACUUCUGAAUUGACAUUUCUGAGUUGGGAAGUUACUGCAUCAAAGAGUGAGCUCAUCUGGAGAUCUACAGCAGCGCCGCCCAUAUUGUUAGUGGGGCUGAGAGUAGCCAUGUUGCACGCUGAUCCAAGCCGUUUGUAUUCAUGGUGGUGGAAUAGCCAUAUCAGCCCGAAGAAUUCUAAAUGGCUUCAGGAAAAUCUCACUGAUAUGGAUGCGAAAGUCAAAGCAAUGAUCAAGCUUAUAGAAGAAGAUGCCGAUUCCUUUGCAAGAAGAGCAGAAAUGUAUUACAAGAAACGGCCAGAGCUUAUGAAGCUGGUUGAGGAGUUCUACAGAGCAUAUCGUGCAUUAGCGGAGAGAUAUGAUCAUGCCACUGGUGAACUUCGUCAAGCUCAUAGGACAAUGGCAGAAGCAUUUCCAAAUCAAAUCCCCUUCAACUUGUCUGACGAUUCUCCUCCAGGUUCCACUGUUACAGAUAUUGAACCUAAUACACCUGAAGUUCAACAUCCAGUGCGCCCUCUGUUUGAUUCAGAUGACUCAAAAGGAGACUCUUCAAGGCCAACAUCAUUUUUUCCAGUUGUCAAAAGAAGUGUAGUUUCUUCAGAAGGAAAUGAUGCUGUCACAAACAGAAAAGGGUUGAAAGAGCUCAAUGAACUGUUUUUGCCCAAUCAGACUUCAGAUAAAGGGGCUCCUGAAUCUGGAAGAAGUGGAGGAAAUGCAAGAUAUACAGAUGGAAAGUUGAAAAGGGUUCUAAAUUUCCAAGGUAGUGAAGGAAAGGGUUCUGAAUUGAAAGUGCAGAUCGAGGCAAGUACAUACCAACAGAAUAAGAUAGAAACACAAGAUAGAGGGACUCAGUAUGAGACCUCAGAUCUUCAGACUGAAGAAGAAAAUGAGAAAAAUAAAUCAGAACCUGAGGUUCCUAAUCUACAAAUGACACUCUCCAAAAUGCAAGAAGAAAGAGAAGCUGCUAUUCUUCAGAGUCAACAGUCUACGGAGCAGUAUCAGAAUGCUUUGCAAAGAGUGUCUGAUUUGGAAGCUCAAGUUUCUGUUGCACAUGAAGAAAUUCGAAGGCUUAAUGAGGAGAUCUUUAAAGGGAUUGUCAAUUUUAAGAAUGCUGAAGAGAGAACUAUUUUGUUAGAAAGGGCAAAUCAGUCUCUGGAAUCAGAGAUGGAUAAUUUGGUAAAAAAGUUUAUAUUGCAACAGGAAGAGCUUAAGAGAGCACAUAAUGAGUUGGAAAAAAUCAGGAUCUGCAUGCAAGAAGAGCGCUUGCAAUCAAUGAGUCGUGAAACAGCUCAUCAAUCUCUGCGACAGCUGUAUUCCCAGUCACAGGAACAAUGCAGAAUAUUGAUGUUAGAGCACCAGCAUCGGAUCCAUCAUUUGGAAGAUCAACUUGUUAGAUUGAAAGAAGAAAAUAACAGCCUGAAUGCUCAAAACAUGUCUUCUGCAUUUUCAUUAAAGAAUCUACAAGAUGAUGCCUGCAGAUUGAAGGAGGUAAUAAGGAAACUUGAAGAAGAAGUUGAACUUCGUAUCGAUCAAAGGAAUGCCCUGCAACAGGAACUGUACUGUCUGAAAGAGGAAAGGAAUGACUUGGACAGAAGAUACACUGCUUUAAUAGGCCAAAUAGAGUCGGUGGGGUUGGAUUCCAAAUGUCUUCGGUCAUCUAUUAAGGACUUACAGGAUGAAAAUAUUCUUCUAAAGGAGAGCUGCAAUAAGAAAGACGAAGAGAAGGCAAUUCUGUUCGAGAGUCUGAAAAGUAUGUCUAGAACCUUGGGAGGAAAGGAUCGUUUGGAAAAACAACUGCUAGAUAAUGCCUGUGAUCUGGAAGAUUUGAAGGAAAUACUGAAAAUUAUGGAAGACACCUUCCAUUCUCUCAUUGAAGACAAAUUAGUCCUUGCAGAAGAGAAAGACAGUCUGGCUGCUAAGGCCAAUUGCAUGAUGCAAUUUCAGCAAGUAUUGGAGGCACUGAAUGCAGAGGCUGAAGCGAGAUGUCUGUGUUUGGAGGAGGAGAAAGAAUUGAUGCUUAGUCAGCUUGAGGAAGAACGUGAGGGCAUUCUUCAAUCUAGCACUAACUGGGAAAACCGAAUAAGUUUGCUGCUAGAAGAAAGUGAAAACAGGAAGGCCAGACUAGAAGAGGAAGAAGAUCGGAUAAUUGAAGCUCAAAUUGAAAUAGGUGUGGCAUACUGUGUUAUUCUUGAUAUGUGCAGAAUGAAUAGAGAUAUGUCCAUUGAAUGCCAGAAAUAUUGUGAGAUCUCAUCAAACAUCAAAAGGCUGGCCUCUGAACUUGAAAAGAAAAGUUUAGAUCAACAUAUGCAAUUACAAUCCAUUCUUGACAAGAAUUCUUUGACUGUAGAACAGAAUGCAAGGCUUAGAUCAGGUAUAGGACAGCUGGUAGAGUUACUUAAUAUUGAUUUUAAUUUUGGAUGUAUUGAUAAAGCUGGGACGGAUGUAAUUUUUCAUAACAUUCGGACCAAAAUUGAGUCCUUGAUUUCAUUGCUUGCAGCUGCCCAAAAUGAAAAUGAACAAAUGCUUCUCGAGAGCAUAAUAUUUGCUACUUUGUUAGAGCAGCUAGCACUGGAGCUGUCUGGUCUAUGUCUUAGAAAGGAAGCACUUGAGGCAGAGAUUGCUGCACAAGCAGAGGAACUAAGGGCUUUGCAUAGUGAAAAGCGUCAGAUUAAAGAACUAAAUGAGCUGCUGAAAUGCAAGGUGCUUUCAUUGGAGGAACAGGGAAAAGUACUUGAGACUGAAGUUGGCAUUGCUCGUCGAGAGUUGUCUGAUUCUCAGGAGCUGAAUAGAUCAUUGGAAAAUCAGAACCACAAGUUGUAUGAAGAGAACAUGUCUUUUGCAAAAGAUCUCAUCAAUUUGAAGGGACAGAAGCAUAAUUUAGAAGAGGAGAACAACACCAUUCUUAGUGAGGCCCUGUCACUGGGAAAUCUUGCUUUGAUCUUUGAGAGAUUUAGCACUGAAAAGACUACAGAAAUUAGAAGACUCAAUGGGGCACUAAGUUUCAUGACCACCAUUAAUUGUACUCUUGAGGAGGAGACUAAGUUAGUGACUGAAAAGCUGAAAAUGUUGGAGAUGGAAAAUUCAGAUUUCAGAUCAUCAAUGGAAAAGUUGGAAGAAUUCAAAUUUUGUUCAAUGUCUUUGCAAGGUGAGGUUGAUACAUUAAAACUUGCAUGUGGACAGUUGAAUCAGCAUAUUGAACUUGGACAGAAGUUGCUUAAUGAGAAAGAACUGAAGCUAACUGAAGCAGAGAAAAAGAUGGAGAAAAUGCAACUUGAACAAGCGGAAAUUACAAGUCAACUUGAACAUGUCAAGAAGGAGGCUGGAGAGGUUGCAGCAAUCAAGGUAACACUGGAGAAGAGUUUGAUGGAGUUAAAAACUGACAGUGUUAAUAAAUCAAAAAAAAUUGACCACAUGCGUGAAGAAGAAGAGAUAUUGAAGUUGGAGUUGGGUAGAUUGCUCAGGAGAGUUGAUUAUCUCAACCUCCAAGAGGAGCAUAUGAAGACUGAACUGAAAGAAAAAAUGAACGAAAUUGAGCUCCUAUACACUUCAUUUUCAACAGUAUACUGUGAUCUUCAUGUUUCUGUCAUCCAUGUUGUAGUACUCGAGCAAAAAGUGUAUGAACUGAUUGUUGCAUGCAAAACCUUAGAUGAACAAAUACAAGCACAGGCAAAGAAAUUUCUAGACGAAAAUGCUUCCAAGAAUGAAGAGAUUAAUGAAUUAAAGAGGAAAAAUGCCUUGCUGGAAGAAGAAAAUGGAAACAUGAAAGUCGAAUCCUCUGGAUAUUUAUCCCUCAUAUCAUCUCUAAAGGAAAGUACAAUUUCUCUGGAAGAACAGUGCUCAGCUCUGAUGCGGAUUCAACCAAGCUCUCUAGAGGAUACUGGAUUAUGCCACUCUCAUCAUACAAACAAAGUUUGUGAAUCCUGUGAAGAUAAUUAUCAUGCUACAGAAACUGUACAAUCUACAGAAGGGCAACAGGAGCUGCAUGCUUUGCAGGCAAAAAUUCAGGCGAUAGAUUUCACUGUCAGGGAAUUCGAAGACAUCAAAAGAGAAUAUCAUGAAAUAAAACUGAUUAAAGCAGCAUUGGAGAAGCAGCGGGAUGUUUUGGCAGAGGAGAUAGUCAACAAGGACAAGGAGAUGAACAGUAUUCUUGGAGAGAAGGAGAAAUUGGAACUCGAAUCUGACAAACUGCUAAAACAGAUUAAUGAAUGGCAACUCCGUGAAGAGUACCUCAAGUCAGAACUAAAAUCAAGUGCAGAGGAGCUUGAGCUGUGGCAGACAAACUCAGAAGCAGUGUAUCACGAUCUUCAAACCUGUGCCUUCCAUGAAGCAGUGAUUGAACAAAAGUUGCAUGAAUUGGCUCAAUCAUACCAAAUUCUUGAAUUGAAGUCUCAGCACCAGGCCAAAGAGUUUCUUAAUGACAUAACUUCCUUAAAAGUGGAAACUGAUGAAUCCAAGAGGAGAAUCACAGAUCUAGAAAUAUUAAAUGAAGAAAUAAAUGUGAGAUCCAAUAAAACUUCAUUGGUUUUAUCAUCCGUAAAAGAAAGAUUGUGUUCUCUUGAAGAUCACUGUCUAGCAGCAUUGGGGACUCAGGUACUUGGAUGUCAGAAACCAAAUGAUGCUGACUCAUCUUAUGAGCGGGUUAUGACAAAUGUGGAUCCUGAAAGUGCUUUUGUAUGUUUGGGAACAGAGAUUGAGGUUCUAAAUCUACAAGAUAUGCUGAUCAAGCUUAAGAACAUCGAAAAGUUGGUGAUGGAGAUGUCUCAGCACAAUCAGCUAAUUCACGAAAAAGAAGGAAGAGAACAAUCAGAUGCAAACUCUAAAUUGGAAAUGGAAAUUCUAACAUGCAAAGACGAAGCAGUCAGACAGGAAGAUCACAAAAUCUGUAAUCCUGUGGAUCGACGAAAAAAUGGAGUGACAAACCAUGGCACUAAAAAUGUUUUGGUAACAAAAGACAUUCAACUGGAUCAUGUUUCUGAUUCAUCUUCUUUCUAUGGAAGUGGUGCUGGUUCAUUUAGAAAUGAAAACAGAGAAAAUGCUGAACCAGAUGAGCAGAUGCUGGUAUUGUGGGAAGCUGCUGAAAGGCACUGCAGUCUUGGAUCCAAGAGCCAUCCUUCAGUGAAGUCCCAACCAUCUGAUGCCGAUUCAAUUAAAAAUGAUAAUGGGUUCUCCGAACUACAGAUUGAGAGAGACGUGGCAGUUGACAAGAUGGAGGUGUCCUCUGAAAUUGAGAAGAGCAAGAGGAUCAGGGAGGUGCUCACUGCUGAAGCUCAUCGCCUGAUAGACCUGCAAAACAAUGCACAAGGGUUGAAUAAAAGGUUUGAAAAGCUGACUAAGAAUGGCCAUCCAAAUGCACUUGAAAUUAAUGAUACACAAGAGCGCCUGCGGAAAGCAGAAUCAAUGAUCCUGCAACUGAUUGAAGCCAAUCAUGAAUGGCUGGAAGUUAGUCGUGAUAGCCCUAUUGCAUGCUCCAGAGGAGAAGAAGCAGGAUUGAUAGGACGAACGCUUGAAGAUGUGCCAGACGUUCAUAGACCCUAUGUUCAAGAGGCCGGUAAAAGGUUGGAAAAGAUUGAGCAGUUAGAGUUGGAAUUGCAAAGGAUAGAGUUUAUGCUGAGGAAGUUUGAGGAUGUACAAGUUAGUAAAAGCCAUGCAGCUAUAGAGAAACGAGCACGAGUUCUUCUAAGGGAUUACCUUUACGGUGGUAAAGGAAAUCGCCAGGAGAGAAAGAAUAAAUUUUGUGGCUGUGUCAGACCUUCAAGAAAGGCUGAGUGAGGUUCUACUAUUUAUACUGAAGCCACGAUAGUUGGUAGUUGCUAUGAGAGGUGAGAGAAAGUAUGGAUGUCAUGAAUGCAAUAAUUGAUAUUUUUUUACAAUAUUAAUUGCAUUUUAUGCUAAA
Messenger RNA from Nymphaea colorata (pocket water lily), 6265 nucleotides. Its product is annotated as protein NETWORKED 1A-like. NCBI's taxonomy places the organism in Eukaryota, Viridiplantae, Streptophyta, Magnoliopsida, Nymphaeales, Nymphaeaceae. The record is from RefSeq and is a predicted model, not a curated record. The transcript has 5 exons. Gene Ontology annotation, molecular function: actin binding. The coding region runs from base 484 to 6141 and encodes 1885 amino acids.